GGCACCUCUCCCGCUCCGGCCCCGCUCCUCCCCGGCCCCCAGCACCGCCCCUGCUCUUCCCGGGACCCGGCGGCAGGAAGGAGGAAGGAGGGAGAGCGACCGGCUCGGGCUCUGCCACCCCCCUCGGCACGAAAUAAGAUGAACAAGAUGAAAAACUUCAAGCGGAGGUUUUCCCUCUCGGUUCCACGGACGGAGACCAUCGAGGAGUCACUGACGGAGUUCACGGAGCAGUUCAACCAGCUCAACAACCGGAGGAAUGAAGACCUGGCUCAAGGGCACCUGCAACUGGGACACCUGGGCAGGGACUUCCGAGCAGACACCAGCCCCAUCUCCCCCCCCGAGGUGGAGGGCCAGUCCCCAACAGCCGUGCGCUACCGCAACAGCAACCAGCGCCGCUUCUCCACGGAGGAUGUCAGCAAGAGGCUCUCCCUGCCCAUGGACAUCCGCCUGCCCCCCGAGUUCUUGCAGAAGCUGCAGAUGGAGAGCCCGGAGUUCCCCAAGCACCUCAGCAGGAUGUCCCGACGGGCCUCCCUCUCAGAUAUUGGGUUCGGGAAGCUGGAAACUUACGUUAAACUGGAUAAACUGGGAGAGGGCACUUAUGCCACUGUCUUCAAGGGGCGCAGCAAGCUGACUGAGAACCUGGUUGCCCUGAAGGAAAUCCGCCUGGAGCACGAGGAAGGGGCACCUUGCACGGCCAUCCGGGAAGUGUCGCUGCUGAAGAACCUGAAACACGCCAACAUCGUGACCCUGCACGACAUCAUCCACACGGAGCGCUCCCUCACCCUCGUCUUCGAGUACCUGGACAAUGAUCUCAAGCAGUACCUCGACAACUGUGGGAACCUGAUGAGCGUACACAAUGUGAAGAUCUUCAUGUUCCAGCUGCUGCGUGGUCUAGCUUACUGCCAUGGGAGGAAGAUCCUGCACCGAGACCUCAAACCCCAGAACCUGCUCAUCAACGAGAGAGGAGAGCUCAAGCUGGCCGACUUUGGCCUAGCCAGAGCCAAGUCAGUCCCCACCAAAACGUACUCCAACGAGGUGGUCACGCUGUGGUACCGGCCCCCCGAUGUCCUGCUGGGAUCUACUGAGUACUCCACACCCAUCGACAUGUGGGGCGUUGGGUGCAUCCACUACGAGAUGGUGACCGGGCGGCCCAUGUUCCCCGGCUCCACGGUGAAGGAAGAGCUGCAUCUGAUCUUUAGGCUGCUGGGAACCCCAACAGAAGACACCUGGCCUGGAAUAACAUCCAACGCUGAGUUUAAGGCUUACAAUUUCAUGCAGUACCGAGCUCAGCCGUUGAUCAAUCAUGCCCCAAGGCUGGAUUCAGAAGGCAUUGACUUGCUGAUGAACCUCCUUCUGUUCGAGGCCAAGGGGCGGAUCUCGGCCGAGGCAGCUCUGAGACACCCCUACUUCAAGAGCCUGGGAGAGCGGGUGCAUCUCCUGCCUGACAAUGCCUCCAUCUUCUCCCUGAAGGAGAUCCAGCUUCACAAGGACCCUGGCCACCGAGGCUCAGUCUUUCAGCAGUCAGCCCGAGGGAAGAACAGGAGGCAGAGUAUAUUUUAAACUUGGAUUUCGUGUUCCUCUUGUCACCAUGGAGAUCAAAGCACUGAGACAGGAGACAGCGACACGCUCCCACCUGACCCACCGUGGAAUUACUGACUCGAGCAGGACGAUGCUGAAGCCCUUGGCUGCAGGCUCUCCCCUGCCCAUCCCCACAACCACAGCCCCUGGCAGCUGCCCUUGAUGGACCCGUGGCCUUUUUUUCCCCUCUUGUCUUUUUCGUGUUGCUCCCAUCAGAUGUGAGCUGCCACCCUCUGUGCAGGAGGAGCUGUGCUGGGCACUGCCUGGGAUCCUGUGCUGCCCCCGGGAGCCACUCACUGCCCAUGGGGAGGUUUUGUGAGCAGAGGGUGGUAUCUCCAAAGCUGGGCUGUGGAUUGCAGGGUUUGGCCCAGACCGGCAUUUCUGAAAAUGUACCUUUGCUCAGACAACCUGCUCUGCUCUCUGUGUUUCCUGGGGAGACACUUUGCAGCUACGUUACAAGUUGGGGGCAUGACCCAGCCUGGUACUGGAGAGACUGCAUCCGAAACACAAAACCCAGGGCAGCCCUUCCUUGCCUCUGCCUACGUAACCCCUCUUUCUUUCCUCAUCUUUGGUACCUGAAUCCCAACAAGGAUGGGGCAGCUGGCAGGCAGGGGCUUCCCAUUGCUUCCCUCAGCAUCUCCCCCUCCUUGCCCCCAUGUGUGUUUCCAAACUCAGUCACCUGGCUGCUCCCAGGGAUGUCCUGAGCUGAGAGCAAAGGGUUCAACCUGCCUGGGGGGCAGGUGCCUGAUUGUAGGGGCUGUUCAGAAGCAGGGCCUUGGCUUUGUGCUGCCUCCCGUUGCUGCUCUGUGCCCUCAGCCCUCUCUGCCAUCGUCACAAGGGGCAGGACAUGGUUCCCAGCUGGUGUCUCAGGAGCACAUCUCCCCCCACGUCCCGUGGCUGAGCCCUGCACAACGUGGCAGAGCCCAAGCUGUGCAGGCAGCCUCUCCCAGCCAAAGUGUUGCACACACCCACCUCAGUGCAUUUCUACCCAGAGGAAGGGGGAGAGGUGCCAAACCUCCCACAGCUCAGCUGUGAGGACCAGAAAUAGACCCAGAGAGAAGCAAAUCAUCCCUCAGACCUCUUUGCCUGGCCUCUACGUUUGCAGCCAACAGCAGAUCAUACCAGCUCUGGCUCAGAUCGAUGCUGUGGGACUGAGGUGCCUGCUUAGAUCUGAGCAUCCUUGGCUGGCCGAGGACUGACUGCUCCUGGUGUCUCUUCCCCUCCAUACGCUGCAGGAACGUGCCAAAUCCAUCCUGAGUGAAGAGGCCCUGCUGCACCUCUCCCCUGCAGUCUGCAAAACAGCCUGAAACGUCUUCAAGUGUGUGAGCAUUGCAAGUCUCUCUACUGUAUAAUAUUCACAUCCUUUUCUUGGCUGUCCCAGAUGACUAGUCCUCUCACCCACUGGUCCUCCAGCUCAUGGAUAUGGCCAAGAGACUCUGGACUUGGCAGGUUCUGUGACUGUCACCUGGCACUGGGACUGGCAGGACAUGCUGGUGUCUUAACCUGGCGUGGGAGGCGUUGCUCAGGGGACAGUGUCUCUCCAUGCUGCAGGGAGCCAGGGUUCUCUUCCUGCUUUGCUGCCUGGCAUUUCUGUGGUCCUCAGGAAAUGCAAAGCAUGAGGAUCAAUGCAGAGACCCCAGAGCUCCCCAGAGCUUCUAGGGUGGCUCCUCCCUGUGUCAGUGCGACGCACCCUGCAAGCACCCCCCGGCAGAGCAAAGCUCUUACUUUGGGUUUGUCCUAGACAAGCAUCCAGACGUCUGCAUUGUUUGAGGUUUGCCCAUCCCUGCUCCGUUCCCUUCCCGGUAUGUCCAUCAUACAGGCUGAAUGCUUCAUUAAUUGUUUCCAUUUGAUAGGGAAGAGCAUGAGCAGCCGCCAGUGACGCAGCUCAGCGCGUGUCGGGAGCGCUGCGCCCGGUUUCCCACCCGGCUCCUGCUGCCGGGGGCUGCUCCGCAGGGAGCUUCACAGAGGGAGGUGUUGGCUGGAGCAGGUCUGAACUCUCACACUGUCAUGCUUCCUUUCACGAGGGCGUUUCGCACAGGCAUUUCCUCGGCACGGCAGGGAUCUGUGGUGCAGACUUGCACUUCCCAGGGCAGCCAGGUCCCAUCAGGAAUGGGGGGCUCAGCGGGCAGGCCAGCUCGCCCACCCAGCGUCUCCCGUGCCCCUGCGGCAGCACCUUCAGGUACAGGGGGUGAAGAGUGCUGGGGGGCAGAGCCCCCCUGGGGCCUGUGAGUGCGGAGCAGACCUGGGGGAGCAGGAACCCCCUCCACCUGCUGUUGGAGAGGCUCAUUCAGGACGUCUGACCUAUCUUGGUGGAGUUUUCUUGCUCGGCUUUACCAUCGCCAUGCAUGGUUGCCUUGGGCACAGAGCGCCCUGGGGCAGAGGGAGCCCAGCAGAGCCACCCUGGGGGGCAUGGAGACAGACCUGCAGCUCCAGUGGGGUCUCAGCUCUUCCCCCAUAAGACAAGUAUUCCUGCCAAAGGGCAAGGUCAGCUAUGGAAACCACUGGAGCAAAGGGUUGAGGAAAAGCCCUAGCAAUGACCUAGUAGCUGGGACUGCUUUGCCUAGGCUCAGAUAGCAAAGACAAAGGGCCUGUUAGCUCCUGUUUAUUCUUUUGUAGCCUUUGCCUUUUCCUCCUACAAAUCCUCCCUAAAGGAGACACUGUAAUUUAUUAGCCCCGUGCACUACUAACAGCCCAAAUCUAAGAUAACCCCUUUGUUCCACUGCAUUUAGUGAAUAUUUGAUUCCUAUUCAGGAGGGUGAUAAUGUGUGUAAAUAUUUGGUGUCCCACUGAGCAAAAUUUGGUUUACAAGCUCCAGUUGCUGCUGCACUUGCACGUGUCAAGCUGGCAGAGCCCCAGCUCCUGGUCUCCCAAAGCCCUUCUGGGGGCAAACAGGAGCUGCAGGUUGGCAGCGAUUCGAGCCCAGAACUAACUCCCCCUUCUCCAUCUCCUGGAUGGUGUUAUGGUCCUCCUGAGGACCGUGGGGUCCAGCUGGGUUUGUGAGGAUCAAGAUCCCUCAGAUAACCCCAGUGUGUGAAGCCCUGGGUGGAGCUGUGCCCUGCUCCUCCCUUCCUGCAGGGGAGGAACCCUGGCUGCCCAUGCCAUCGCUCCUGGCUCCAGCAGCUCAUCCUGGGGCAGCCUUGCCCCAGCUUUUGGAGCCCCAGCUGUCUCCCAGGUUGGAUUUUUAAAUUAGUGCUAAUGAAAAUGCUGGGAAUGCCUGUGGCUCCAGCAUAUUUUAUUUUUUGUUUCAUUCUGUGGGUUCUCCCAUCCCUGGCUUAGCAGAGUCGCUGGCGCUCUGUGCACACGGGGAGGUUUGGACAAAAGGAAACUCUUGUUUUGUCUUCCAGACAUUUUUGUCUUGCAAUUUCUUUUUUUUUUUUUUUUUUUACCAGUUCUGGUGGAAAAUGGAGUUUUGGCUGUGCCCUCAGGAGAGGCUGUAUUCUUUCAUGCCUCCAGCUGGUAGCUAGCUAAAGAAAUGUAAGUAAUGAAUGUGUAAAGCGAGGUCUGAGUACAGGACAACAAUAAAACUUACAGGCAGAGCAACUUAAUUUCACCCUCUCCAGACACACAUGCACACGCCUUUCCUGGCCCAGCCCGUGGCCAGAUCCUUAUUAACAUUUUAAAUAACAAAACUACAUUGUAUAUUGGAGGCUAAGGACAAAAGAAGUGGCUUUUGGUUUUUUCCCCUCUCCCUCACUCAUGGUGAAAAAAAGUAAUAAAAAAAAAUAGAAGGCCAUUUUCCCAAGCUUCUCAGAUGUUUUGUUUGUUUGUUUCCCAUGACGUUUCUUCAGUCAGAAGUUAGGUGAGCAUGAAAUGGGAGCCCAGAGCUCCCAGGAGCAGGGUAGGAACAGGGGGGUGGGAAAAUGUUAGAGAAUUAUUCUAACCCGCUGGAAUGAGUGAUGUAAGAGAGUUAAUGUGUGUGUCCCAGGGCACAGGGAAGGGCCAGGAGCUGGGGUGGGAGCCUGCCUGGCCUUAGGUGGCCAAACCCUGUUGUCACCAGAGCAAACCUGGUCCCUUGCAGCCACACCAGCCCGGGAGGGCUGAGCGGGUCCUGCAAGCACCUCUGGGUCUUGAUCCUGAAAUAACCUGGGUUACAAGUGACAUGAUCUCACCUGCCAAGAGCUGUGGCCCUGCCUGGCCCUGCUGCUCCAGCUCUGCACACCACUGUCCUGUGUACACACAGAAACACGCUUGGAUUGUCCCCUCAGCACCCUAGUGUCUGGGCACAAACACUUUGAAACCCGCUUUCUGGUUCCUUCGUUGCCUUCUUUCAUCCUCAGCUUGUCCUACAGCAGCAAAAAUAGAUCCAAGUGGCCAGGAUACACAUACUGUGAAUGUUCUCUGGUGUGAUUCAUUUGCAGAAUACCAAUAAUAUAUUUAACUCGUGUUGUACAAACGAAAGAUGCAUUUUAAAAGCAAUGAUUUUAAAGAUUUAUUCCAAAAGAAGCAAUGAUUUUUCUAUAGGAAGUUUUUCUGGAAUAAAUGGAAAGGUACAAAAAGAAUUUAAAAAAUAAUAAAAGAUUGUAUCCAUCUGUCAAUCUCAUGUCUGAAUGUUUUAUAAGAAUAUUUCAAUUUUUGCAUUUCAGAUGUGACAUGGACUGUUUUGUGGAUGUGCUCACUUUAUUGCCAAGGCUCCUAUUACAUCUGUAUGGUGCACUCUCCAAAGCCAAGACUGGACAAUAAACUUUAUUGAACACAGGA
Molecule: messenger RNA, 6276 nt
Organism: Apus apus (common swift)
Lineage: Eukaryota; Metazoa; Chordata; Aves; Apodiformes; Apodidae
Gene: CDK18
Product: cyclin dependent kinase 18
Biological process (GO): protein phosphorylation
Cellular component (GO): cytoplasm; nucleus
Molecular function (GO): protein kinase activity; ATP binding
Source: RefSeq, a predicted model, not a curated record